This is a messenger RNA of Lentinula edodes (shiitake mushroom), 540 nucleotides long. RefSeq lists its product as uncharacterized. NCBI's taxonomy places the organism in Eukaryota, Fungi, Basidiomycota, Agaricomycetes, Agaricales, Omphalotaceae. The transcript is spliced from 5 exons. The record is from RefSeq and is a predicted model, not a curated record. Bases 1 to 540 code for a protein of 179 amino acids.
AUGAGCCUUUCAUUCCUCUUGCUACUGAUGCCCUUGAUCAUGAGUUCAAAAGUUUGUGUAGUAUCAGCCGAGCGCACCGAGCGUUUGAGGCUACUAGAAGAACAGGCCCUACUUAAAUACGAAGAACUCGUUCAGCUCCGUGGAGCAGUUCAACGGAUGCGUUCACGAUGUGAAUUAGAAGCUAAUACGGAACGCUUGAAAUGUGAUUUUUACGACGCGACGGUCUCAGUGCAUCGACUUAGAACGGAGAUUCUGGCCUUCCUUGGCUGUGCCACAGCCGAUGACCGAUGCAAGAAGGUAAUCACAACAAACGAGGCGAAAUACUUUUGGUCUUUCGUGGAUGAAGUGAAGUCAACUGGCGAAAGGUUGAGCAAUGUCACCUCUUUAUCGUCCCCGCCAGCAUCAGAUUUGGCUAUGUUGCUAAUUGAACAAUCUUUGAAACUUGAUGAGUUGGCAGGGAAUUUGCACCCUGGUGUUGUCGAAGAACGUCUCCGAAAACAGUGCAAUCAAUUGUGUAAUUUGGCGCGCACACUAAAGUGA